GAGAGUUGUUUUACCAGCUCUAGCCUCUAUGUGACUGCGCUCACAGGGAAAAAAAAAAAAAACCCUCUUAUUUGGCUCUGUCAAAAUUAAGAAUCCUCAAUAAAUCUCAAAGAAAAAAUGGAAGACAGCGCAGAGUUGGAGUCGAUCCUGCCCUAUCUACCGUUAGUAAUUGGAUCUUCGAGGCGACUGUUAUGGCCAUCGAAAGUGGUUGAGGCUCUGGAGGCGAUGUCCAGAGGUCCUGAUCACAGCCUAGUCAACUGUGGCGAAGUCCUCUCCAUCGCCAUUUCCGACAUGAGAGCUUCUCUUUCCCUCGCUGACCCUCUCGCUCUCUCUGCCCCCCUAGGCUAUGCCCUCUUCUUUGAUGAGCUCAUGUCCGGGGCCGACUCCAGAAAAUGGUUUGCGGAGGAUAUUCCAAAAUUAGCCAAUCUGCUAUUGCGGUUGCCUUCCCUUUUAGAGGUUCACUAUCAGAACUCGCGGGCUUAUGGAUACGGUCUCCGCAUCUUGGGUCCGCAGCAACCUGGCAUGGUGCUUCUCUCCCAGGAGUUGAUUGGCGCUCUACUUGCAUGCUCUUUAUUUUGUUUGUUUCCAAUCUCUAAUAGAGGUCUUAAACAUCUGCCAACCAUCAACUUUGAUCAAUUGUUUGCGAGUCUCUAUGACAGUUACAGUGAGAGCCAAGAAAACAAAGUGAGGUGCAUUAUCUGCUAUUUCCAAAGGAUAUGUUUGCAAAUGCCGACAGGAUCUGUCUCGUUUGAGCGCAAGCUUCUCUCUUUAGAACAUCAUCCUUGGCAAUCAUUCCUCUCUUAUCCGUAUGCUGAUUUUUGGACCAAAUCAACUAUCCCCCUCUGCCCUUUUCAGGUCCACAGCUCAGGCUUGAUAGAAGAUCACGCUAUUGAGGCUCUUGAAGUGGAUUUUGCUAAUAAAUAUCUUGGUGGUGGUGCUCUACAUAGGGGCUGUGUGCAGGAAGAAAUUCGUUUCAUGAUCAAUCCUGAAUUGAUUGCCGGCAUGCUUUUCUUGCCUUCCAUGGCAGACAAUGAAGCUAUAGAAAUUGUUGGAGCAGAGAGGUUCUCUGACUAUACAGGAUAUGCCUCUUCAUUUCGGUUUUCUGGUGACUAUGUGGACAAAAGGAGUGUUGACUUUCUUGGAAGACGAAAAACCAGAAUUGUUGCUAUAGAUGCUUUGUGCAGUCCAAGAAUGAAACAGUACAAACUGAAAUACCUUAUUCGGGAGACUAAUAAGGCAUUUUGUGGCUUUUUGGAUCAAUCAAAAUAUAGCCAGUACAAGAGAAUAUUCAAGAUGAACUCAGUGCAGUUAAAUGAAGGUUCUUCUCUGCCUAUUAAAGCUAAAGGAGAAUCCAGGACAGAGGAAGUCAGAAAGUCUGAUGAGAAAAGUUGGCGCUUAGAGGACUGUGAAAAUUAUAUCGGGAUAGCAACGGGAAAUUGGGGCUGUGGUGCAUUUGGAGGAGAUCCUGAAGUGAAGACCAUAAUUCAGUGGCUUGCUGCUUCUCAGGCUUUAAGACCUUUCAUUUCAUACUACACUUUUGGUCUGGAGGCACUGCAAAGUCUUGCUCAGGUGACUCAGUGGAUUAUAUUGCAGAAAUGGAAUGUUGGAGACCUUUGGAACAUUUUGAUAGAAUAUUCAUCCCAGAAAUUGAGGGGAGAAGCAGACGUUGGCUUUUUUGCUUGGCUUCUUCCUUCAUUGCCGAAAUAAUAUAAUGUAAUUUGUUAUGCUUUAAAUGAUUGAUUCUUUCUUUUCUGCUGUUUGUGUAAGUUUAGUUAUGUAUAUCUGCUGUGUGGUGCCUCCCUAGUCCCUAACUAUUUUUUAGCAUGUCUUUUUGUAUUUGACUUAUGGCUCCUAUCUGUAACAUGCCUUUCAGUUCAUUCAUUGCUAGGAUGUAAAUUGUAUUCUAAGGAGCUAUUCAUCUGCACCAAUUUCAUUUACCAUCAAAGAUGUUCUUUUCUCAAAA
Molecule: messenger RNA, 1963 nt
Organism: Gossypium raimondii (Peruvian cotton)
Lineage: Eukaryota; Viridiplantae; Streptophyta; Magnoliopsida; Malvales; Malvaceae
Product: poly(ADP-ribose) glycohydrolase 1
Exons: 11
Coding region: 118-1707 (529 amino acids)
Biological process (GO): nucleotide-sugar metabolic process; carbohydrate metabolic process; ATP generation from poly-ADP-D-ribose
Cellular component (GO): nucleus; cytoplasm
Molecular function (GO): poly(ADP-ribose) glycohydrolase activity
Source: RefSeq, a predicted model, not a curated record